Molecule: messenger RNA, 1692 nt
Organism: Closterium sp. NIES-65
Lineage: Eukaryota; Viridiplantae; Streptophyta; Zygnematophyceae; Desmidiales; Closteriaceae
Source: the annotation of a GenBank genome assembly
AUGGCCUCGCUACCCGACGACAUCGGCCUGAUUGAUACUCUCCAGUACCUGCACCUGGACGCUCUUGAUGAGCUCAACGUGCUUCGGGACUCCGUUGGACUGCUCUCCGGUCUUAAGGAGCUGAAAGUCGUUGACUGCCCCCACUUGGAAUGUUUCCCGGAGUCUGUUUCCGCCAUGGGGUCUCUCACCAGCCUCGUUCUCGACUGCUGUGCUGUUUGUGAGCUGCCUGAAGACAUCGGGCAGCUUCAGAGCUUGACAUUGUUGAAGCUGUCUUGCGCCUGGAUAUUGGCGCUCCCGGAAUCUUUCGGGCAGCUUGGGAAGCUGAGGGAGCUGAUGCUGCAUGCGUGCUACGAAUUGACUGACCUUCCAGACUCCUUCUCUAACCUCUCUUCACUGGAAUGUUUGGAGAUCUAUGGUGGAACCUGUAUUGAAAUGCCGCCUGUUGGGUUUGAGCAGCUGCUGCAGCUGAGGAGAUUGGAGCUGUUUAACUGCUCCAUUACCGAACUGCCUGAAGAUUUUGGAGACUUAGCGAACUUGAAAGAAUUUAAGAUUGGUACCAGGGAUACUUACACCAGGAGGGGGUUCGAUGUUGACAUUUUCUUAACUUCUGGUCCGAGAAAUCCGGAAGCAGAGGUUGCUUCUGAGUCUGCCUUAAGCGGGUCAUGCGCUCUUCGUGCUCUUCCACACUCGCUAGUUAACCUCCCCCGUCUGGAGCUGCUGAUAAUCGACGGAUGCGAGGAGCUAGUGGAGCUGCCAAUAGGCAUGGGCAAUCUGUCCAGCCUUACAGCUCUUGAGAGAGCUCGCUACCUGCCAGAGUCCUUUCUUUCCCUCAGCCGCCUCACCAGUCUGAAGAUCCAAGGCCUCCAAUCCCUCCAGCAGCUGAUAGCCCCUCUGUCCUUACACCAAAAUCCAUCCAAAAGGAAGGGGGAAGCCGCGCCUCAUGUUCCUCCUGAAAACUCGAGUCCUAUGCUCCCCGAAUCCAUCAGGCAAGCUAGGUUGGAGCUCCUAUCCUCUCUCACCUUCCUCCACAUCAGCAAUACCAGGUUGCCUUCGCUCCCAGAUAACCUGAGUGAUCUGAGAGGGCUGAAAGUACUUGUUCUAGAGGAGUGCCCUGCCAUGCCACUCCUUCCUGCCUGCCUCUCCGACCUUUCCAAUCUUGAACGGCUCUCCAUCAAGACUCUCCCGCUACUUACCAACCUGCCCGAGAACCUUGGGCAGCUGAAGGUUCUCAGCCUGCAUCUUGAAUCAUGCAAGGAGUUGCAAGGCCUUCCUGCUUCCCUCACUCUCAUGACCUCCCUCAUAUGCCUCAGCAUUGUUGACUGUUCCCGCAUCACCAGCCUUCCAGAUUCCAUUUCCUCUCUCUUCCACCUCGCAUCUCUAAAGCUGAACCACCUGCCUGGUCUGAACCUUCUCCCGCCCACUCUCCCCCUCCUCUCGUCCCUUGUCAAACUUUCUCUAAGAGAGUGCACUGGAUUACGUGCUCUGCCCAGCAACUUGGGCAGUUUGUCCUGUCUGAGGGAGGUGGAUCUGGACGGGUGCUUGCAGCUAGAGGUACAGCUGAUGCUUCUGUGGGAGGGUGGGGCGGAUGGUGGUGUUGGGGAAGCUGCUGGUGCUGGGGGCAGUGCCGAUGCAGGCCAUUGUGGCAUGAUGCAUGGGAUGGGGGGAAUGGUAGGCAUUCCGAAUGGGAUGUGA